AUGGACUGCCAAGAGAGCGAGUACCUGGAUGAGCAUGGGAAAUGUAUCCCCUGCAGAAACUGCAUGCCCGGGCAGGAGCUUUCCAAGGACUGUGGCGAUGGCAGCGGGGGGGAUGCGCAGUGCGUUGCCUGCCCUCCCAGGAAGUUUAAGGACAUUUGGGGGCAUCAUGGCUGCAAGCCCUGCCUGUCCUGCACCCUCAUCAACCGCGUCCAGAAGUCCAACUGCACGGCAACGACCAACGCGAUCUGUGGGGAAUGCCUGCCGGGGUUUUACCGCAAGGCGCGGAUCAGCGGGCAGCUGGACUGGGAGUGCAUCCCUUGCACCAAGCAGACGCCCUCCUCUGAGCCUCAGUGUCGGUCCAGAACAAACCUGGUGAAGGUAGCCGUCCCGACCGUACCGCCGCAGGACACGGCCCUUCUUGCACUGACCAGCAGUGCCCUGGUCAUCAUCGUACUGGUGCUUCUGGCACUCUCAAUCAUCUACUGCAAGCGGUUUUGGAAGAGCCAGUGCCAGCGAGUCUUCCUGAGGACUCAGAACUUCUCGGGCCAGCGAGCAAUGUUCCCGACCGCAGCAGUGCCCGGCAGAUUCCUGUGUGAGGAGCAGAUGUCUGGUCCCUGCUGCCUGGGUGUGAAGAACCUGAGCCCCUGCUACAGGCAGGCAGAAGGCCCCGUGGAAGCGGUGCAGUUCACUUCAGAUGUGGAAGCCGUGGGUCUCCAGCUCCCCUCUCUCCAGCCGGAGAUGGACUUGCCGCCGGCCGUCGUGGUCGGCACUGCCUCCAAAGCCCAGCUGGGCAGGAGCCUCCUGGAAAGCCAGCCCCUCAUCCGGGCCUCGGGCCGCGGUGACUGCCUGGCUGGGGUCCUGCCACCCUCCAACCCCAGGCAAGGCCAGCCAGGCACGGUGGAGGCCCUGGCCCCCCUCUCCUCCUGCGCCUCCGAGAUGCAGCACAAGUGGCCGCACACCCCGGUGGAGUGCACCGAGCUGGACCUCCAGAAGUUCUCCACCCAGGCAGAGUUUGUGGGCGGCGAGCGGCCAGAGGAUGCGGCGAGCCGGGCAGCGCAGAGGAUCCCGGCAGAGAGCGGUAGUGCAGGGCAGGAGGGGAGAGAUGGGCUUAACAGCUUAGCUCCAGUGACAGGCGUUGCUGUUCUCACCAGACUGCCACCAACCUUGGGGUCUUUGUCUUGCCAGGUGGGUGAUGCCCAGAGCCUCGUGACUCAGAUCAGCAGCACGGCGAAGGGUCUCCCAGUAGCAGAGCUGCCCCAUUCCUUGGUGCAGUCACUUGCCUUCUUGUUGGACCCUUCCUUGAAUGGUGUGAAGAACUUCAGCCACGUGGCGCUGGAGCUGGGGGUCGCGCCCCAGUUGCUGGGACGGAUAUCUGGAUUUGAGCAGCUCGUCGCUCACUUCACCUACGCAGGAGGCGCGGUCACCAUCCCACUCCUGGCCCAAGCUCUGCAGCGGCUCCAGCGGUUCGAUGCCUUGCUCCUGCUCUGCGACCACUUCGCACUCAGCCAGGCUCAGGGCUGCCAGCGCUAGAGAGGACAGGGAAGGGACGGAGGAAGCUCCAGGCACUGUGUAUACUGGUACGGGAGAGGAUCCGGUAGCCCUGCGGUCACGUAAUCUCUCUGGCGUGCACGUGGGGAGUACGUGGAGAUGGUCUUUGCACCGUGGAAUAGAAGGACGCGAGGGGAAGCGUCCCUCCUCGGGGGAGCGCUGGGAGGCUGCAGCCGUGCUUUCUCCCAGCCUCCAUACGGGAGGGUUCGCUCAGGCCCCUCCAGAGGCCAUUUUUCUCUGGCUGUGUUGACACCCUUGUCUGGCAGCAGAGUGUCGUCAGUCGCUGUGCCGCCUGUGCCACGGUGCUCUCACUCUGCAGUGAGCCCCAUGCUGUUGGCGUGGGGUCCCUCGGCCACAGGGCUCAGUCUCCACAGGCAGCCACCCUCCUACGGGCCCUCCCAUUCCAGCUUUCCCGUCCUUUGUCUGGCCCGUGCUCCGCUUUCCCAGGUGCCAGUUGCCACUUUCCCAGUUUACUUUUUGCUCGCUCCUCUCCCUCUGUGCCGGAGACGGUCCUCGGCAGAGGAUCUGGCUGUGGCUGCUGCGCCGGGCUCCAGCCUUCGGUCUCCCUGUGCCACCCUGGCGCCUUCCCCUUCAUGUCCUUUUU
Molecule: messenger RNA, 2152 nt
Organism: Aptenodytes forsteri (emperor penguin)
Lineage: Eukaryota; Metazoa; Chordata; Aves; Sphenisciformes; Spheniscidae
Gene: EDA2R
Product: ectodysplasin A2 receptor
Exons: 9
Coding region: 1-1530 (509 amino acids)
Biological process (GO): positive regulation of canonical NF-kappaB signal transduction; positive regulation of JNK cascade; tumor necrosis factor-mediated signaling pathway
Cellular component (GO): plasma membrane
Molecular function (GO): protein binding; tumor necrosis factor receptor activity
Source: RefSeq, a predicted model, not a curated record